Messenger RNA from Blepharisma stoltei, 429 nucleotides. The record is from the annotation of a GenBank genome assembly. Lineage: Eukaryota; Ciliophora; Heterotrichea; Heterotrichida; Blepharismidae.
AUGGCAUUUAACGCAGGUAUUGAAGACAAAAAUGUAACAAGCCCAGUAAGAAGAAAUUCAGGAUGGGUUUUUAGAUCAAUGGAAAUCAAGGACCAAGAUGUCAAUGAAAAUUCAAAAGUAACUGAGGAUAGUGAAAGUUUGCCGACUCUGCACAUGAGAAAAUCGUCAAAACUCUCGAGUGAUAUUUUUAGUGAAAAAAUUAACUUGGAUACACCUUGUCAUACUUUCCAGGAUUUGGAUAUGAUUCUGGAAGGGAAAACCAAACAUUUUGUUUUUGAAGAGCAUCAGAAACGAGAGGAAUUGCGUGAAAAGCAUGAACCGUUAAAGAGGUCUGUUUUUUCAACAAAAUCUGGCAGAGGACAUAUAAGAUCAAUUCAUGAUAGUGAGUUUGAUAGUCAGAAUACAUGCAAAGUUUGUAUUUUACAAUAA